AUGAGGAUCUUAGCGUAACAGUACUUUUGUUUCACCUCUCGCCCUUUAUACAUUUACAAUUCUUUCUCUUGUUGGACUAGAGAGGGAUUUGUUCAUCUAGCAAAUAAUAGAACUAAGCAGCUGAUAUCUGGUAAUAUCAUCUUCCUGUACUCCUGGAAAUCUUUAAAGGAAAUUUGGCACCCUCGUUAUGUUUCAAGAGAAAGUCGGGGAAAUUGUUACUUUACAAUAAAUUUACUUUUAUUCUGCACGUUAAACUUCUCCCAUCAAGGUUGAAUGAACUAAAGGAUUAUCAUCAGUUUCUUCAGUUUGAAUUCAUAUAAACGGGCAUGGAAUAAGUAUUGCGAACAUAUGGUACCAAGACUUUUGUGCGUUGUUCUUUCUUGUCAGUUAAACUUAGUUAUAAACAGCUAUAGGAAUUGAGCAAGACUAGCAGGUUAGAGAAAUGAAGCGCCAGUAGGACAAUAUUUCCUCUGAAAUAUCUGAUGUUCCAGAAAAUGCAAUGCGCUAUAGGGUCCCCUUUCUUAAGAUUCCAUUACUGGGUGAACGAGAAAUUCAAAUUCAAAGUAAAGAAAGUCAGAAUGUUGUAAAGACACUCAGAAAAGUAAAUCCAUCAGAACCUUGACCUUACAAGGACUAGGAUCUCUUCGAAAAACCGGCCUUGGUGUCCUGGACACCUUUCUACCUUCCAUCUUUGUAGCUAUUCUCAUCCCAAUCGUCAUGGUAAAUAAAAAUGUGUGUCUGCGCCCACAUGCAAUACCUCUGAUGUGCGAAUCAUUAAACGUCUUUGUCGCAUCCUAGCAAUUAUCUUCAGUUUGUAGUUUCAGUUGCCCUUCUCUGCAUCUGAGAUUUGUCCCUGAAAUAUCAUACCUUGUGGUCUUCUGCAAGGGAUUAAGCAUUCUUGUUUUGAUUAACUUAAUUGAAUCCUUAUAAUGCUGUUACUUCAUCCGCCUUCUUUUCUGGUUUGUAUCGGCUGAUGCAUGCUUGCUGUUGGUUAGCUCCCAACGGCUAGUCCACUUCUCUGCAAAGAUGAUAACUCUAUCUGUGAUGAUGCAAUGGCCAUAUUCUUGGCUCUUCAGUCACCUGAGCUGCAGGUUAUUGGACUUACAACAAUAUUUGGAAAUGUUUAUACAACACUUGCCACACGGAAUGCCCUGCAUUUGCUGGAGGUGGCUCAGAGGCAGGAUAUACCAGUUGCUGAGGGUUCGCAUGUCACAAUUACGAGAGGCACAAAACUCCAUAUUGCCAAUUUUGUACAUGGAGCAGAUGGGCUUGGAAACAUGAAUUUCCCUACUCCAACAGGAAAGGCAAUUGAACAGACUGCUGCAGCAUUUCUUGUCAGCAAUGCUAAUCUUUAUCCUGGACAAGUUACUGUGGUUGCACUUGGUCCCUUGACAAAUAUUGCUCUGGCCAUGCAACUAGAUCCUGAAUUUCCAAGGAAGGUUAGACAGAUAAUUCUUCUUGGUGGUGCUUUUUCGGUUAAUGGCAAUGUGAAUCCAGCUGCUGAGGCCAAUGUUUUUGGUGAUCCAGAUGCGGCUGACAUGGUGCUGACCAGUGGAGCUGAUAUAUUAGCUAUUGGUAUUAAUAUUACACAUCAGGUUGUUAUGACAGAAGUAGAAAGAGAGGAGCUUGCAAACUGUGGUGGAAGAUGUGCUCAACUCCUAAGCAAAAUGUUGGGUGUCUAUUAUGCAUAUCAUCAUGAGUCCUAUGGAACAGAGGGGGUAUAUCUUCAUGAUCCAACUACGCUAGUUGCAGCUAUUGAUCCUGCAUUCUUUACCUAUGUGGAGGGUGUUGUGAGAGUGCAAACUACUGGCAUCACGAGAGGCCUCACAGUGUUUGAUAAUUCCAAAAAACGUUAUGGCGAAAUAUCACCUUGGUGUAACCAGCCGAAGGUGAAAGUGGCUGUCACCGUUGAUGGUCAAGCAGUACUCAAGUUGGUGAAAGAGCGGCUCAUUUGCUCUUGAUAUCUGUUCGCCCGUUGCAGGUUGCUGGGAACCAGUGAUCUUUGGUUAUUUGUGCCAUCGAUCAUUGGUCAUAUCGCUUCUGAACAGAAUGCCAUGAACCUCGUGAGUUUUCGUUGCCCGUGCAACAUUAAUAUGCACUAUACUGAUGUGAUCAAUAUUCAGUCGUCAUGUAAUUAAGUUGGACACUUUCUGGUGCAGCUUGCAUUGAUCCUUGAGCCACUUUGACUUUGUAUUUUUAGUUUCAUUAUUCUUAAUGCUGGCUGUUGAACCACACAAACCCUCAUUGUGCUAACCAAAGACAUGAAGCUUGUGUUCUCC
This is a messenger RNA of Nymphaea colorata (pocket water lily), 2279 nucleotides long. RefSeq names its product probable uridine nucleosidase 2. Gene Ontology annotation, cellular component: cytosol. NCBI's taxonomy places the organism in Eukaryota, Viridiplantae, Streptophyta, Magnoliopsida, Nymphaeales, Nymphaeaceae. The record is from RefSeq and is a predicted model, not a curated record. Gene Ontology annotation, molecular function: purine nucleosidase activity. The transcript is spliced from 9 exons. The coding region runs from base 1053 to 1961 and encodes 302 amino acids. Gene Ontology annotation, biological process: purine nucleoside catabolic process.